AUGGAUGUCGAAAACAAAGUGAAAAAUAUGAACAACGCGUCGACAACUGCGAGCUCUUCUUCCUCCCUCUAUCCCUGCUCGCCCGACGAAGUUGCCAUAAGUCCUGGAGAUUGCGUCGAAGAAGGUGUCGAAGAAUGGCUCGAGGACGAAACCCUCGCUGGCUUCCGCGUGUGGCAAUUGGCCGGAAUCGUUCUAUCAGUUAUUCUUGCAAUAAUCAUUGCACUGUGCUGUUGCAUAAGGUUUCGUAUACCGAGAACUAAACAAGACAUCGAAGCUGAUUAUAUACGGAAAAGAAUAACGAAAAAUUUUCGCAAAGAACUCGACAAAAUCAACAACGCCGAGAUGGACGAAAUGGAUUUACGAAGAGCCCUGGAGAGAAUUCGAAGUGAUUUGGAUGCCGAGUCCGAGGAACUUGAAAAACAACGGGCGCAGCUAUUCACUGACCAAUCGAACGACGGAGUGAGAGCAAGAUUUCACGCAAUGGUGCACGGCAUGACGACACGUUUUUCCAGAAAUUCGGAACGACCCACGGCUCCGAAAAAUCAGAAAUCACGUAACAGCGAGGUGUAAAAAUUCUGCUUCCUCGAUUCGGCUGUACAUCGUUUUGCGUCAUUCCCAUCGAUUUAUUUGUAGAAAUCCGAAAAUCAAUUUUCUCCGACCGUCAGAUUUCGAGUGAUAUCAAAUCAGAGCCCGUGUUCCUCCAAUCUCCAUUUAAUUUAUUCUUAAGAGACGUUAUUAUUAAUAACAAUAAUUUAUAAUCAAGAAGAAGUGUCAUUCUUAAGAAGCCACUUGAAUUAGAUAAUUAUUUAUUGAUUGAGGGAGGAGCUUUAUGAAACGCUCAAAAUGCUGGAGACUUUGGAGUAACCAACGAAAGAGUAAAACACAAGCGUCGGUCGUUUUGUUUCUUUCGUAAAAUUACUGAUUAAUUUCCCAGUUCAAUUCAACGUUGUAAAGUUGGUUGAUUCGGGUGAUUUCAUUUCUGAAGAACGGCUUUAAAAAUUCAUUUAGCAAUUGAAGUACUUCAAAUAUCGAUUCGUUUAGUUGGCUUUUUCAAUAAAACCCGGCAAUUCGAUCACUUUUCAGACGGUAUAAACACCUCGCCAGAGAGCCACAGAGUGGAAGUUCCAUAGGGGACCGAGCUUUCUCAAUCCGUUAGUUACUCGUAUAAGCAUUAGAUAUUAUAAUGGAAAAUUUUUUUUUUUUAAAUAUAUAUAUAUAUAUUGAAACGAGACGGACUAAAUGUAAUGUUUAUUCGUCUAAUGUGAUACAUAAAUUAUUUCAUUAUGCAUGCAAUCGUAAUCUAAGUCAAACGAUAGAGUUUAUCUUUAAUGGUAUUUUUAAAAAUGUUUAAUCAUCGACUAUCGAUAUAUACUAACUUAACAUCAUACAUAUUAGUGAUGAUUGUUAUCUUGAAAUCGAGGUGAAAAUUUAUUCUGCACAUUGAACUAUUUAUUUGAAUGCUUCUGCCUGAUUUUGUUUUAUCGCACUUUUGACCAUUCAAACAUUGAUAGUUUUGAGAGUUUGGUUCGCUUUAUGAAAUUCUGCCAACGUGAACAUGAGAUUCUGCAAAUGUUUGAUUUUGAGGGAGGAAUUGGCGAAUAUUGAUCGUAUCGACGAAAAAAAUGAUUAUUUUUUUGCCUCUGUAAGAAUUUUUUAAAUUUCACGUGUCUCAGGACGAUAGGAAUAUUUGUUUGUCAACUGAAAUUGAUGGAAACGAGUGAUUACAACGUUCGUGAAAAGGUUCUGUGAAAAUAAAUGGAGCUCGAUGAUCGCUCUAUUUUCUGGCGAAUGUACAAAACAUAUUUAUUGGCCCUGAAGCAUAUUUAUUUUUUCAAAAUGUCAUAAUGGAGAAAGAAUAAAAUGAAAAAAUUAUCCUCGUCUGAUCGAUGUAGAGAUAACAAAAAAAAAUAGAAAAGAAUAAAACAAGGCAGUAAGUAAAAAAGUAAGAAUGUGGAACGAAAAAAUGAUGAAAAAUAUAUUUCGUACGAAUGAAUAAAAAUGCAUGGUCAAUCACGUGAGGCUGGUGUCCAUUCUGUUUCUACUACAUUAAUAAUUUUCCAAUCUCUAUUCGAUUAUAAGUAUAACCGCAAUCUUUCUUUUUAUCUCGUUUUUUCUUUCUCAAAUAUGGACAUCGUUAAAAUGGAUAAUGAUGAGAGAAUUCACUCGUUCAAACAACCAGAUACUUAAAUAUUUACAUCGACAAUGAAAUAAUGAUUUUCUCAACAUAAUUAUAGAGUCAAAAUAAAUAUCGUUAUUUAUUAGUGCACCGUUGGAAUGUACGGAAAAUUCGUUAUCGAUAAUCGGAGCCGAUUCGUCAAUAGAAAAAUCACCGAGAAUUUUUUAGGCGAGAGAUAUUGGAACAUGUGCAUUCCAACGAUGCAGAUUUCAAAGGAAUUUCUAAUUUUGUGCUCCCUACAAUUAUAAACGUUCUGCAAGCAGGACACAUUGAUUUCUUAUCUUUUCCAAAUCAUUCUCACUUCCGGUAUUGAUUGGUGGUAAAAAUUUAUACUAAAUGAACAUCUCUUAAAUAUUUGGUAGAUGACGAUUCUUAAUACAGAGAAUAUAUAUUGAAAUUUUUCGUUAUAAUGAAGAGUAAUAACCAACUUAGUAUAAAUAACGUUCGUAUAGUGAUAUUUUUCCGUUGUUGUCUCAAACAAUUACAGGAAUGACUAAGCAAUAGUAAGACGAAUAACUGUACUCGAUAUUAAAAAGAAAAAAAAACGUUUUGUCUGCAUCACUCGACGUUUCUUCUCCAGUCAACAGCGACGAAAUUUUACAAUUUUUAAUGCCGCAUAGAUUCCAGAGGUAUUGGAUUUUCGUACUUUGAGAAACUCUCGAGACUUCGAAGAAUUUUGUGCAACGAAUAGAAGGUUGCUACAGAAACAUUCGAAACGAAGCAUGGAAGUUAACAUUUCUGAGAUAUUCGAUCGCUGUUGAGAAAAAAGAUGGAACCGUUUGAAAAGAGGUACAUCAUUCCAUUCAGUAGAUUGAAAUAAAAAGCAUCGUCUAUUCAAUAUACACCAUCGUGAUAUUAAAGCUAUGAUCGGAUAACAGAA
Messenger RNA from Venturia canescens, 3056 nucleotides. RefSeq lists its product as uncharacterized. Bases 1 to 570 code for a protein of 189 amino acids. NCBI's taxonomy places the organism in Eukaryota, Metazoa, Arthropoda, Insecta, Hymenoptera, Ichneumonidae. The record is from RefSeq and is a predicted model, not a curated record. The transcript has 3 exons.